Molecule: messenger RNA, 2683 nt
Organism: Bombina bombina (fire-bellied toad)
Lineage: Eukaryota; Metazoa; Chordata; Amphibia; Anura; Bombinatoridae
Gene: POMGNT1
Product: protein O-linked mannose N-acetylglucosaminyltransferase 1 (beta 1,2-)
Exons: 22
Coding region: 252-2291 (679 amino acids)
Biological process (GO): protein O-linked glycosylation via N-acetylgalactosamine
Cellular component (GO): Golgi membrane
Molecular function (GO): beta-1,3-galactosyl-O-glycosyl-glycoprotein beta-1,3-N-acetylglucosaminyltransferase activity
Source: RefSeq, a predicted model, not a curated record
UUUAGAGGGAUGGAAUCUAGCCGCUACCGUAAAACGGGGGCGCGCAUAAGCGUCACUUGCGUAUUAGAACUCAAGUUCUUACACACAUUUUACGCUGACGUGCUUGUGCUCGUGGGGAAAGUGCGCGCUCCGGCAUACAGCUGUCUGAGAGGAUGAGAAACGGUACCGUCCCGGGGGCUGCUUGCGGGCAUGAACGGGGGAAAACUGCGAGGUUAUUCAGUACCCAUGCUGCUAGUUAGGACAACAGGGCAAUGCGGAUGUCCCUGACAAGAGGAAACCGACAGAUGCAGGCAACACAACAAAUCCCCCAGCCUGGCCCAGAAACAAUGGAGGACUGGGAUCCUGGUGCUAAUGGAAAGCCGCCCCUUCCACGUAGUAAAAGAAGCUGGUAUCUGGCAUGGAAAUAUAAGCUGAGCAAUCAUCGGACAGUGCGACGAAUGUGCCAGACCGUGGCUGUUCUUUUCCUGCUUGUAACGGUUAUUGUAAACAUCAAGUUAAUCAUGGACACAAGACGUGCAGUUAAUGAAGAAGAGGCUGAACAGGACUAUGAUCUUGUUCAGAAUGUGGAAGCCCCUCAUCAUCGUGCUGGUGGGAAGAAAGUGCUGGACAUCGAAGUCUUUUCCAGUAGGUCAAAGGUCUAUAUAGCUGUGGACGGGACUACAGUGCUUGAAGAUGAAGCAAGAGAACAAGGUCGGGGAAUCCAUGUGAUAGUGCUGAACCAAGCAACGGGCCAUGUUAUGGCAAAGAGAGUGUUUGACACAUAUUCUCCGCAUGAGGAUGAAGCAAUGGUUCUUUUCCUUAACAUGGUGGCACGAGGGCGCAUACUGAUCUUCACAGUCAAGGAUGAAGGCUCCUUCCAUCUGAAAGAUGCGGCUAAGAACCUUCUCAAGAGCAUGGGCAGCCAGAUUGCUUCCUCUCUUGGCUGGCGUGAUAUGUGGACGUUCAUAGUAAAGAAAGGAGGGCAGAUUUUUGGAGAGAAGCAUUCAAAAUCACCUGCGUUAUCAACAUGGGGUGACCCAGUCCUGCUGAAGACGGAUAUCCAGCUUGUCCCACCUGAAGACGCUGAAUGCCAUUGGCCUGAUACAGAGUUGAAUCGCAGGAGGAAGAGAUUCUGCAGUAAGGUGGAAGGUUACGGCAGCGUUUGCAGCUGUAAGGAUCCGACUCCUAUUGAGUUUAACCCAAGCCCUCUAAAAGAAAAUAAAGUCUCCAACGUGCCAGUGGCUGUAAUUGCUGGGAACAGACCCAAUUACUUGUACAGGAUGCUGCGGUCUUUAUUGUCUGCACAGGGAGUCACCCCACAGAUGAUAACGGUCUUUAUAGAUGGAUACUAUGAGGAACCAAUGGAUGUUGUGGAGCUUUAUGGGCUGAAAGGCAUCCAGCAUACACCUAUAAGCAUCAAGAAUGCACGUGUGUCCCAGCAUUACAAAGCCAGUUUGACGGCCACAUUUAACCUGCAUCCCGAUGCCAAGUUUGUAAUUGUACUUGAAGAAGAUUUGGACAUUUCAAUAGAUUUUUUCAGCUUCCUGAGUCAGACUAUACACCUACUGGAAGAAGAUGAGAGCCUGUACUGCAUCUCUGCAUGGAAUGAUCAGGGAUAUGAGCACACUGCAGAGGAUCCAUCUCUUCUCUACAGGGUGGAGACCAUGCCAGGCUUGGGGUGGGUUUUAAGAAAAAACCUCUACAAGGAUGAAUUGGAACCAAAGUGGCCAACUCCAGAAAAAUUGUGGGACUGGGAUAUGUGGAUGCGAAUGCCAGAACAACGAAAGGGCAGGGAGUGUCUCAUCCCAGAUGUCUCCAGAUCGUAUCAUUUUGGCAUUGUUGGUCUGAACAUGAACGGCUAUUUCCAUGAAGCUUAUUUUAAAAAGCACAAGUUCAAUACCAUUCCGAAUGUGCAGCUAAGCAAUGUGGAGAGCUUGAAGAAGGAUGCAUAUGAGCUAGAAAUCCAUAGGCUACUGAGUGAGGCAGUGGUGCUAGAUCACAGCAAAAACCCGUGUGAGGAUUCGUUCAUCCCAGACUCAGAGCAUAAAACCUAUGUCAUGUAUAUCAGGAUGGAGCAGGAAGCAGACUUCAACACCUGGACUCAGGUCGCAAAGUGCCUACAUAUCUGGGACCUUGAUGUCCGAGGGAAUCACAAAGGAGUUUGGCGCCUCUUUCGAAAGAAGAAUCACUUUGUGGUGGUCGGGGUCCCUUUUUCUCCUUUUGCAGUUAAGAAGCCCCCCUCUGUGACCCCUAUUUACUUGGAACCUCCUCCCAAAGAGGACGCUGCUGUCGCAGGAGUAGACCAGUCCUGAAAUAUGGCGGCCCCAGAAAGCUGUCCUAAAACUGACAUUCUAUGUUAUGGGAUUGAUAAGAGUAACUCCUGUUCCAGAUGACACUCGGGUUAUGGGACAUAACCAUCCUGACUGUAGCAUUAUUCUUUUGUAAAAUUAGAACUUUUUGGUAAUGCAUUGGUCCUCUGACAUUUCCGUGAAUUUUUAUUUUGUUGACUGAGAAACUGAACAAUUUCCCUACAGAAAUCACUCCUCUUAUAACAAAGACUACAAACAAGACAGUGAUGUUUCUGUUGGAAAAACUGAACCUUAUGCUUAAACUGCAACAGAUCCUCAGCAAUUGCAAUGGUAGUGGAAGAUUUUGUAUUGCGGGGAUGUGUAAUUAAUUUAACUCCCUUUUAUUUAUUAAUGAG